Octodon degus (degu) is the source of this 705-nucleotide messenger RNA. It is a transcript of the gene Bex2, whose product is annotated as brain expressed X-linked 2. The coding region runs from base 112 to 498 and encodes 128 amino acids. Lineage: Eukaryota; Metazoa; Chordata; Mammalia; Rodentia; Octodontidae. Gene Ontology annotation, molecular function: signaling receptor binding. The record is from RefSeq and is a predicted model, not a curated record. Gene Ontology annotation, cellular component: nucleus; cytoplasm. The transcript has 2 exons. Gene Ontology annotation, biological process: signal transduction.
CUGCAGGUCUGAGGGGCCCAGGGCCACAGCGGCUCUCCUGGGGGCAGGAAUCUGAGCGGCAGAAGGAAGAGGGAAAGAAGAAAAGAGGAGACAAGGACAGCCCCAGGAGUCAUGGAAUCCAAACAGGAACUAGUGAUGAAAAGCCUCGACACUGAAAAUGCCCAGCAGGAAAACGAAGAAAAAGAUGAAAAGGAGCUACAUGCUAAUAAAGGGGAGGCCUUGGCCGUGCCUUGCGAAGCUGAUGGAUACUGUGUGCCUAGUGGCAAUCUGAGGAAAUUCGAAAUUGGGCAGCCCGUCCUGCAUGAAAGAGGGAACCUGAUGCAUAGGCUUGGAGAGCCACAGGCACGGAUGAGAAAAGAGCAUGUGGGAAGGUUUGGGGAGGAGGUGAGACAACUCAUGGAAAAGCUGAGGGAAAGGCAGUUGAGCCACAGCUUUCGGGCAGUUAGUAAUGAUCCUCCUCGCCAUGAGCAUCACAGUGACUUUUGCCUUAUGCCCUGAAUUGGGGUGUUUUCCUUGGAGUUAAACACCUUCAGAAACACCCGCUUCCUAAACUUACAUGUUUGUGAUGUACUACUGUAAGCCUUUUGAUGUCACUGGUUUGCAUGUAUCUCCUAUUACAGCUUCUAAUAGAAUGUAUUUUUGACCCAGACUGUAUCACUUUUGUUAGCAGAGUACACCUAUUGCAUGAAAAGAUGCUCACUAUAU